Messenger RNA from Purpureocillium takamizusanense, 2224 nucleotides. Its product is annotated as Alpha-amylase. Lineage: Eukaryota; Fungi; Ascomycota; Sordariomycetes; Hypocreales; Ophiocordycipitaceae. Gene Ontology annotation, biological process: carbohydrate metabolic process. The record is from RefSeq and is a predicted model, not a curated record. Gene Ontology annotation, molecular function: calcium ion binding; alpha-amylase activity. Bases 851 to 2224 code for a protein of 457 amino acids. The transcript is spliced from 4 exons.
GACACCCUCGCGCUUCCUUCGACCCGGACGGACACCCAUGAAUUGCCGAACCGCCAACUGAUGCAACGGCAAGGUCGCUUUUGUAUUAGCCGCAGAACCGAACGUCGCGAAAAAGCACACCGGGUCUACGGGCAGGCAUGGACGCGACCGCAGUAGUCGCGGAGCCAAGUCGGCCGGACUCACGACGACGACCUUCGGCUCUCAACGGGCACGCUCCGAGGACUCACUGCUUGCCGCAAGUCAUCGCGAGACCAUCUCCUCAUGUAAUGGACACAGAUGACGGCAUCAUGCAGACUGCGCGAUCAGUCGGUCAUAUAAGCGACUGCCUUGAUCCACGGCCCCUGAACGUCAAAAGUCAUGUCGGACCGACGAUUAGACAGACCUGGCGAGAUCAAGGCGGCCCAUUGGGCGCCACACACAAGGCUCCCAGGCGAAUCUCGGGCCGAUCAGCUCAAGUGAGGGUUCGAAGCUCGUCGGCAACCCGCCCUGCAAUUAAUCUCCCUCCCCAUACAUCAGCAGACCCAAGGCACUUGAGACGCGCGACUCGGCCGUCUUACCCCACGGGGAAGCUCACGGCACUGCAAGCCCCGCCGAUCGACACGAUCCUCCCAUCUCGCAUGGGCGCUUAUGUUCUGCAGUCCGACUUCACCCAUUGCAGCUACGGAUAUAGAUCCACACUACUUCGUACUCUGCCCUCUGUCCAACGUCGUUAAUAAGGCGUCGUACAGACUAAAGGUUGCAUCGAACGAAUUCGUCACUCCACCCGAAGUCGAAUAUAAAAAUCUCUGCCUGUGCGGCUCCACCUGCGAGACGCACAGCAGACAAAAUCCUUUAUUCGAUACUCUUCGCGAUGAAGCUGUCGUCUCUCUUCGCACUCGUGCAAUUGUGUGCCGCUGCCCUGGCUGCGGACACUGCCUCUUGGAAGGCCCGCAACAUCUACUUCGCGCUUACUGAUCGUAUCGCUCGAAGCGGCAGCGAUUCAGGAGGCGGCUCUUGCGGCGACUUGGGCAACUACUGCGGCGGCACCUUCCAAGGUCUGCAGUCCAAGCUCGACUACAUCAAGGGUCUCGGCUUUGAUGCCAUCUGGAUCACGCCGGUUGUUGCAAACAGCGAUGGGGGCUAUCACGGGUACUGGGCUCGGGACCUGUACACGGUCAACCCCAAGUACGGGUCAGCAGAUGACCUAAAGAGUCUUGUGAAUGCCGCUCACGGCAAGGGAAUGUACGUCAUGGUCGACGUCGUCGCGAACCACAUGGGCAAGGCCAACCUUGCCGACAACAAGCCCACCCCACUAGACCAGGCGUCUUCGUACCACCCGGACUGUGUAAUCGACUAUUCGAACCAAACGAGCAUUGAGAACUGUCGCAUCGGGGGCCUCCCGGAUGUCGAUACGCAAGAUCCCGCCAUCAGGAAGCUCUACCAGUCGUGGGUCAGGUGGCUCAUCUCCGAGUUUGGCUUUGACGGGGUGCGCAUCGACACCGUCAGACACGUUGAGAAGGACUUUUGGCCUGAUUUCGCCUCCGCGGCCGGUGUUUACACCAUCGGCGAGGUCUUUGACGGCAACCCUGACUUCCUGGCCGGAUACGCAGGCCUCAUGUCUGGCUUGCUCAACUACGCCAUCUACUAUCCGCUCAACAACUUUUACCAGCAAAAGGGCUCAUCACAGGCCCUCGUCGAGAUGCACGACACGGUGAGCCGAAAGUUCCCGGAUCCCGCUGCGUUGGGCACAUUCGUGGACAACCACGACAACCCCCGGUGGCUGAACCAGAAGAAUGACCCCGUCCUGCUGCGCAACGCGCUGACCUACGUGCUGCUUGCUCGUGGCGUGCCAAUCCUCUACUACGGCACUGAGCAGGGCUUCGCCGGCGGCGCAGACCCUGCGAACCGCGAGGAUCUAUGGCGCAGCGGGUUCCCCACCGAUGGUGACAUGUACAAGUUCGUGGCGACGGUGGCGGGAGUGCGCAAGAACGCCGGCGGGCUGCCUGAAAACGACCAUGUCCAUCUUUUCGUCGCAGACACGGCGUAUGCGUGGAGUCGUGCGGGCGGCAAGAUCGUCGUGCUCACGAGCAAUGGCGGAAAGUCGCAGCACUACUGCUUCAACACGCAGAGACAGAAUGGGUCGUGGAAGGGCGCGCUGGACGGGAAAACGUAUACGUCAGACGGGAGCGGACAGCUGUGUGCCGACGUGGUCAACGGAGAGCCUGUUGUUCUUGUUUCUGCAUGA